AAAAUGAUGGAUAAGUUUUGACAUUUUGUUGUUUCUGGCUGUUUCGUAUUUUCCUUGACUUCAUCUUGCUAAUCGGAUAUUUUCUUCUUUUGCAAUAAUAUUAUCAAACCAUGUCUAACGAUUAUUUUAACAGUGAUGAUUCUCCUAAUAAGACAAAUUCUCACUUACAACUUCCUAGUCCUAUAAUUACGCGUCGUAAUAGAACUGCUUCAACAUCUGAAAGAGCUCUGGGAAACCCGGUAGAAAAUGGUAAAAUAAAAUCAUUUUGCCGGGAAAGGGGUCACGGUUAUGUGACCCCAGAAAAGGGCGGAGAAGAUCUCUUUGUUCAUAUUUCUGACAUUGAAGGCGAGUAUGUACCACUCCCUGGGGACGAAGUGACAUACCGUCUCUGCCCGAUACCACCGAAGUUUGAAAAGAACCAGGCCGUCCAUGUCCGAAUUAUCCACCUGACACAUCAGAGGCAUCUUAAAUGGGAUGAACCACCACAGAUACACUCGUAAGCAUUUUACGCAAAGCACAAGUUUUGUUAAGUAACCCUGUCACUUGUCAUUGCAGGUUUAUUUAUAA
Molecule: messenger RNA, 567 nt
Organism: Papilio xuthus (Asian swallowtail)
Lineage: Eukaryota; Metazoa; Arthropoda; Insecta; Lepidoptera; Papilionidae
Source: RefSeq, a predicted model, not a curated record